Molecule: messenger RNA, 1310 nt
Organism: Eleginops maclovinus (Patagonian blennie)
Lineage: Eukaryota; Metazoa; Chordata; Actinopteri; Perciformes; Eleginopidae
Product: olfactory receptor class A-like protein 1
Exons: 2
Coding region: 149-1105 (318 amino acids)
Biological process (GO): G protein-coupled receptor signaling pathway
Cellular component (GO): membrane
Molecular function (GO): pheromone receptor activity
Source: RefSeq, a predicted model, not a curated record
GAAGAGAAGUCAAUGGAGCAUGAAAAACAGAUCCAACAACUGUUAGCUGUUUGUAAGUAUAAGAGCACAAACAACCCAACUACUUCAGGAGUGAGGGUUCAGGGACUAGGUCCACUUCAGAUGUUCUUAGCUUUGACUGUUCUCAGGAAUGCCAUCAGAGGAGUUGGUCCGAGGGGUGCUCUACUUGUCCCUCACCGUUGUGGGAGUCCCAGGUAAUGCUAGCGUCAUCCUGGCAUUCCUUCUCUUGCUUUACCAGGAGAACCGCCUCCUCCCAGCUGAUGCCAUCGUCCUGCACCUGGCCUGCGUCAACCUGCUGGUGGUGGGUGUUCGCUGUCUGCUGGAGACCCUGGCCUCCUUCAGCCUGACCAGCAUUUUUGGAGACCUAGGCUGCAAAUCUGUCAUCUUCGUGUACAGAACAUCCCGUUCACUCUCAAUCUGGAUCACCUUCCUCCUGAGUACCUACCAGUGCCUGAGCAUUACCCCUCCCGGCUCUCGCUGGGCUUCCAUCCGCACCUUGUUGGCCCGCUAUUUGGGCUUUAUAUUCCUUUUCCUCUGGGUGCUCAACAUCUGCAUGAGCUCAGCAUCCAUACUCUUCUCAUUUGGCACCAAAAAUGAGUCCAGCCCAACAAUCCAUGGCAUCAACAUACAAUUCUGCUAUGUAAGUUUUCCUUCAAAGUUGUCCAAAGAAGCAAACGGGAUAGCUCAGGUGGUCCGGGAUGUGGUUCCCAUGGCCCUCAUGACUUUAGCCAGUCUGAUUAUCCUAGUCUUUCUUUACAAGCACAGCCAGCAGGUGAAGGGGCUCCGCAGCAGCAGUGGUGGUGGGGGUGGUGCCGAGCAAAGAGCUGCCAAAGUUGUGGUAGCCCUUGUGAGCUUGUAUGUGGUUCUUUAUGGGGUGGAUAAUGGACUUUGGGUGUAUACUCUCAGUGUGAGGGAGACCAUGCCUUCCUCACUGAUCUCUGACCUGCGCAUAUUCUUCUCCUCACUCUACGCAGCGCUAAGCCCCAUGGUCAUUAUUGCCUCUAACAGGAAGGUGAAUGGCAGGUUGAGGUGUAUAGUGCAGGAUAAGCCUGUUCAUGAGAAAGACACAAGUCUUACUAAUAUGUGAUGCAUGCUGGGAUUACGGGCAGGUCAGCAGAACAUGAUGGGGCCAACAUGAUGAGGAUAAGUCUUUAAGUGUGUCAUUGUGCCUUUGUGUAACAUGUUUGUGAUAACAAUGGCGGGAGUUCUAUCUUCCCUGUGUGGUUAUGAUUCAUAGCUGAGAAGCUUUUAUAAAAAUAUAUUUCUUGCUCAUGAGACUUUCCAGAUAUGAU